Molecule: messenger RNA, 1186 nt
Organism: Phalaenopsis equestris
Lineage: Eukaryota; Viridiplantae; Streptophyta; Magnoliopsida; Asparagales; Orchidaceae
Product: endoglucanase 7-like
Biological process (GO): carbohydrate metabolic process
Molecular function (GO): hydrolase activity, hydrolyzing O-glycosyl compounds
Source: RefSeq, a predicted model, not a curated record
AUGAAGGUUAGCACUGUCAAGGCCAUGCAUGAUAUACCUUUCCCUAUUUUAAAUGCGGCCCCCCCCGGGCCGCCCGCCGCCAUGGCUGCUGCUUCUCUGGUCUUUCACACUUCCAACCCCUCCUACUCCGCUCUCCUUCUACGCCAUGCCCGGCAGCUCUUCCGCUUCGCCGCCCGCCGCCGAGGUCGAUACCAUGCCAGCGUUCCCGCGGCGAAGGGCUACUAUCCUUCUGUCAGCGGCUACGGUGACGAGCUCUUGUGGGCGGCGCUCUGGCUCCGGCGAGCCACCGGCGACUCCCAAUACCUGGAUUAUGUGGUGGACAACGCUUAUGCCCUCGGUGGAGCUACCUGGUCUGUUUCUGAGUUCAGCUGGGAUAUUAAGUACGCCGGAGUUCAGAUUCUGGCUGCUAAGGUUCUGAUGGAGGAAGGCGCAGCAGAGCUGAGCUCUCAUCAGCGUCGGAUACUCGAAGAAUACAAGUCCAAGGGGGAGCAUUACCUGUGCGCCUGCCUCAAUCUCCACCGCCCCGAUAAAAAGAACAACAAUGUCCGGCCACCUCCCGCCGGACUCUUCUACACCCGCCAAUGGAACAAUCUUCAAUACGUCUCCACCGCCGCCUUCAUUCUCGCCGCCUACUCCGACUACCUCGACGUCGCCGGAAUUCCUCUCCGGUGCCCCGCCGCCGGAGAAGUCCCUCCGGCCGUCCUCCUCUCCUUCGCCCGCUCUCAGGCCGACUACAUCCUCGGAAAUAACCCCCACGGUCUUAGCUACCUCGUCGGCUUCGGCGAUCGGUAUCCGAGCCGCGUACAUCACCGGGCCGCAUCCGCCGACGGAGGAGGCGGGGGAGGAGAGUUCGUAGGAUGUACGGAAGGUUACCACCGGUGGUUCGGGAGGAACCGGAGGAACCCGCACGUGGUGGUGGGGGCGGUGGUUGGGGGACCGGAUUCGGCCGACGGGUUUAGGGAUGCACGGAGCAAUUUUGUACAGACGGAGGCUUGCACGUACAAUACAGCCCCGAUGGUUGGCGUUUUUGCAAGAUUGAUUAGGGACACCAACUCAACAUUUUUUUCAAUAUGAAUUUUUUUUUAUAAUGUUUUUAGGGGCAUUUACAUUAUUUCAUACAUACCCACACGAUUUUUAAUGUCUUUACAUAUAUAACCUUUUAAACUUUGUUUUUUGUUUAACAUUU